Solanum verrucosum is the source of this 1074-nucleotide messenger RNA. RefSeq lists its product as uncharacterized. The transcript has 5 exons. NCBI's taxonomy places the organism in Eukaryota, Viridiplantae, Streptophyta, Magnoliopsida, Solanales, Solanaceae. The record is from RefSeq and is a predicted model, not a curated record. Bases 1 to 1074 code for a protein of 357 amino acids.
AUGGCGGAAGAUGGAUUGCUUCAGAUAGAGGGGAUUAUAUAUGAGUAUUCUAGUCUUUAUAGUGGUCUAGUAAGUGCGAUAACAUCGCAGCUAAUGAUAGAUGCUAAUAUUCACAAUAUAGAGAUAAAAUCUAUAGUUAGUGAUAGAUGUCCCCCUGUUAGUAUCCACAAUGAUGUAGGUGUGCGGGUUUUUUUAGAUCAAAAGAAAUCUAAUGUAGAUUUCUUUACGAAAUAUCCAUUGUGCAUAACUUUGAAGAAUAUAGCAAUAGAUCAUCAGGAUUCUAUAGUUGUUGUUGAUAGGAGACAAUCUGAUGUUAGUAGAACACUAACUAACUUUGAUUUAUACUCCAGCAACUCCAUCCGCUUGAUAGGAGUGAAUUUAGAUGGAGUUGUCGAUGAGAAUACUGAUGAAGGAAAUGGAGUAAUCAGUUACCUUUCUAAUUUAUUUAUAGCUGAAAAACAGAUUUACAAUGAUAAAGAAACACUUAUGGAGGUUAUGCGACAUUAUGGAGUUGUGGAAAAAUUCAGAUUUCUUGUGACUCGUUCUAGUUCAUCUUGUUAUUACCUGAAGUGUCCUGCUGAUAAUUGUUCCUGGAUGAUGAACUCAUCAUGUUUGAAUCAAUCGAAGAUAUUUAAAAUUAGAAAGUACUGUGUGGAACACACUUGUUCCGUUAGAGAUAGAGUGUAUGCAAGGCGUCAGGGAAUAACUGACGUUGUAGUUGUUUUAAUAAUGGAUAAAUUUAUUGAUCCAUCGACUGUAUACACUCCAAAAGAUAUAGCGGAAGACGUUUUGAAAGUGCAUGAUGUUGCGCUAACAUACAUGCAGGCCUGGAGAGCUAAAGAAAAGGCGAUAAAAUUGGUGCGUGGAGAUCCAGCCAAAUCAUAUGCCAAACUUCCAGAAGCAUGUAUUAGAGGUUGGGAGUAUUGUAGGCCAAUUGUAGUUGUUGAUUGGGCAGCUUUGAAAGGCGCAUAUGGUGGUACAAUGUUGACUGCAAGCACUAUGGAUCUAGGAGGUCACAUACUUCCACUUGCUUAUGCCAUAGUGGAUUCUGAGAAUGAUGCAUCAUGGACCUGA